GGAAACGUUCGGUGACAUAUGCGCUACAUUCUCAACACGUUCUGGAGCGGACGCCAUUUUUGGGAGCGGAUUUGAUUUGUGCUAGGUAGCGGUAGCGGAAAGGAGCGAAAGUUGGACUCGAACCGAGUAGUGUUGUUUAGUGUGUAAAAUGUACGAGUUUGAGUUAGUUGACGAAAACGGAAUGGAAAUUGAAGCGUUCUUGGAGCAUUCUUUAAGGGAAUCCAUCGUUAUGGAAGAAGUAUCUCCCAGAGAAGCUUUGGGGGAAACUUCUGGAAAUCAACGCUUGAAUCCAGGUCAGCCUUUUUCGUGGGAUAAGCAAACCACGCAAUUACUGGUGGAACGGUACAUGCAUCUUAAGGAUGCAUUUAGAGAUCCAAAAAUUAAAAAAAAAAAGCUGUGGGACGAAAUAAAACAAACAUUUACCUCCAAAGGGCAUAAUGUCACGGAAGAGAUUUUGGAUAGAAAAUGGAGAAAUAUGAAAAAAACCUAUACAGGCAUUAAAGAUAACAUACGCAAAACUGGAAGGGGUAGAAUACACUGGGAAUAUUAUAAUCAAUUUGAUGAAAUAUACAGAGACGAUAAAACAGUGAAUUUACCCCGAACACUCUCAUCAGCUCCAGUAUCAGUGAUCCAAAAGGGGCCUGGAAUAAAUCCAGACUCCAUAAAGGAACCUGUUCAAAUAAUAGAGGAACCUCAACCCAGUAUUGCAGCCACUCCUCAAAUUGAAAAGCAGAAAGACAACAUAACACUCACUCCAAAAUCCACAAAAAUGGAUUCCAAGAGUGGAAUGUUUUAUUUGAGGAAGAAGCUGGCUGAAAUUGAGACUGCCCGUGUCAACGAAAUCAAACUUCUUCGGGAAGCACUUGAAAGACACAAUGAAAUUCAAGAACGAAGAAAUGAAAUUUUAGAAAAUUUUUUUAAUUCUUCAAAAAAACAAUAAUGUAUUUUCUAAAUAAAAUAUUUAUAAUAACAUAUUUGCGAUGUUA
Messenger RNA from Coccinella septempunctata (seven-spotted ladybird), 986 nucleotides. RefSeq names its product trihelix transcription factor GTL1-like. Bases 149 to 940 code for a protein of 263 amino acids. The transcript is spliced from 5 exons. The record is from RefSeq and is a predicted model, not a curated record. NCBI's taxonomy places the organism in Eukaryota, Metazoa, Arthropoda, Insecta, Coleoptera, Coccinellidae.